Messenger RNA from Durio zibethinus, 4507 nucleotides. The record is from RefSeq and is a predicted model, not a curated record. NCBI's taxonomy places the organism in Eukaryota, Viridiplantae, Streptophyta, Magnoliopsida, Malvales, Malvaceae.
AAAAUUAAAAAACUUUUAUUGUAAUUAAGUGAUAUUUAUCUACAAAAGGUCGGCAAGGCACAAACGUAUAGUAUCUAAUUUCGGCUUUAAUUCCUUGAUUCAUGCCCUAACCUCCACCACAAAAUUUUAAAUCCUCCUUUUGUCCCACCGUAUCCGUGAUUAUGUGUUUAAUGGGAAACUUUUACCUUACGAUUUAAUUUUCGUUUUAAUGAUCCAACUAUACAAAAAGAUAGUAGUAACUUUUUUCUAGUGUUAUUUCGAAUCUCGUGUCAAUGUUUGUCCCAUAUCAAGUAAAAACUUUCAUAAUAUGAAUUUGGUUACGGUAUCAUUUUUUUUUUUUUUUUACUUUUUAGAUAAGACUUUAAAGCUCAUAAAGAUUGUGAAAAGAUUUGGGUUUGACUUCAUUAUUACAAUUACUUUUUUUUUUUUUAAUUUAUAUUAAUUUUCAUGACUCACAACCUUUUUCUCCAAGUGGCUGCUUAAUCAUCCACGUCAUCAAAGUCUCCCAGAGUAUUAGAUUAUCUCACGAGGCUCAUGGGGUUGAACCCUACCAAACUCAACGCAUUUCGAGUAGAAGCAGAUAGCGGAAGCAAAGCGAAGGCUCAACGAAACUCCAAAACGGAAAAAGAGAUAGAGAGAGUUGAGCUAACAACAAAUAUAUCCCAUUGCUUUGAGGAAACCCCAACUCCCCCACUCACGUGCCAUAAACAGUGUAAAAUUCCACUUUAUCUAUAUCCGCCUUUAUCACUCGCAUACAAAAAUUAUUAAUUAACAUAUUUCUCACGUGCCUAAGAAUAUGACAAAAUCUAAUAACAUAAAAUCUCAAAACACUAAUUAAUUUCUCAGAUAUUAAUAAAUUCCCUAUUGCUUAAAUCACCCAAAGAUAUUUAAUCAGCAAUUUACUUAAUUACUGUUUAUAAAAUAAAAAAAGACAGUAUCUGCCAUACUUCAUCCAUGGUUGAAGUUGAAAUAUAAUCAAACAUUAUCUAUCCAACUUUCAGCAUGCAAUAAUGAAAAUUGUUCACACAUUUUUUUUUCAAAUUCAGAUAGUUAGAUUGAGGAAAGAUAGAACUAUAAAACGUGGACGUGGACGAGGGUCGGUAGUCUAACCUCUAUUUGGAAACCCAGCCAAAAGCAGAGGAAGGUGCAACUGAGGUUGACUCACUUCCCCCUCUCAAUGUCUCUGCAAGUUGGCUUUAAUUGGUUGGUUGGAACUGCCAGUUCAUUUCCUAAACAAAGAGAAUCUUCAAGGGGUACACCUUGGGGGACCUCUUUGGGUCCCAAACUACCUUAACAUCUUUAAUGUAAAAGAAUGUGAACUUUUUCAUGUUUUAUGCUGUACCCUACCCAAAUACAAUCGUGACUCUACAAUGCUUAUUUUCGACUAAUAUUUUAGGGUAUUUUUCUGUUGCAUACAGUUACAGAGUUUGCCCUCUACUGCUCUUUCUUUCCCCCUUUUCGGCUCUGCUUUUUUGUAAAGCUAGCAAGAUGCAUAUUAUCAUCAAAUGAUGAGACACGUAUCAAAAACAAAAAGUGGUCGGCCAAAAAAAAAAAAUACAGAUAAUGAUAACGCGUCGGCUGAUAACAUCUGAGAGAGGAAGGAAGGAGGUGGAAGGUGGAUGUGGGGAUGAGAAGCCAAUUGGAGCAUAUGGCGGGAUUGCAUUUUCACACUUAUGGUUCUGAUUGCGUGGCAAAAACAAACAACUUCAGCCCUUACUAGGAAGGAGAAAAGGGAAUGGUAUUGAAAUGGAAUUUUAUUUUUUGGAGAUGUUUAGCCAAAAAAAAAAAAGGAUAACAAAAGACUUGAUUGGAACACGUGGCAUCCACAAAUCAAAACAUCCUCCUCAUUCUACUAUGGCUGUCUGUUCUGAAGUGAAAACACCAAAACAAAUUUUUCACAAAAAUCCGUCCUAGCGAAACGCCUUGUCUAUAUAUCAUACACACCUUCACAUGCUUUAAUGAUGGAGCUCCCACAACCACCAGCUGCACCAUUUCACCAGCCGAAGCACCAUUACUGUUGCCAUUACCUGCUUGCAUUCAAACUACUCUCUCUCUUUCUCUUUCUCUUUCCCUCUCCUCUUUUUUCUCUUUCUCUCAGAAAUUUCAUUGCUGCAACUGGCAACUGCAUUGCUGCACCCCAUGUCAGCCAGUUUCACUGCUUUCCAUUUUGUGACAUUCAUGGUAGUUUCUUCUCAAGUGAUCUCCUUCCAUCACUUGGGGCCAGAAUUAACCAGGCGACCAAGCUACGUAAAUACAUCAUUUCCCCUUUCAACCCUCAUUAUAGGGCUUGGGAGAUGUGGCUGGUUGUUCUUGUCAUUUACUCUGCCUGGAUCUGUCCAUUCGAGUUUGCGUUCCUAACUUACAAGAAAGAUGCACUUUUCAUUGUUGACAACAUUGUCAAUGGCUUCUUUGCUGUUGACAUCAUUCUCACCUUCUUUGUUGCAUAUCUCGAUAGCCAAUCUUAUCUCCUUGUUGAUGAUCCCAAGGAGAUUGCCAUCAGGUACAUAUGUACCUGGUUUGCUUUCGAUGUCUGUUCCACUGCCCCAUUUCAGUCUCUCAGCCUCAUGUUCACAGAUCAUGGCAGUGAAUUUGGUCUCAGGCUACUCAACAUGCUCAGACUCUGGCGUUUGAGACGAGUCAGCUCUUUGUUUGCAAGACUUGAGAAAGACAUCCGGUUCAACUACUUCUGGACUCGCUGCACCAAGCUCAUUUCUGUGACCCUGUUUGCAGUACAUUGUGCUGGAUGCUUUAACUAUCUGAUUGCAGAUAGAUACCCAGAUCCUACGAGAACCUGGAUUGGUGCAGUAUACCCAAAUUUCAAAGAGCACAGUCUCUGGGAUAGAUAUAUAACUUCAAUUUACUGGUCCAUUACAACGCUCACUACAACUGGUUAUGGGGACUUGCAUGCUGAGAAUCCAAGAGAGAUGCUAUUUGAUAUCUUUUACAUGUUGUUUAAUUUGGGAUUAACAGCUUACCUCAUCGGGAACAUGACAAACCUGGUAGUUCACUGGACCAGCCGGACCCGUAAUUUUAGGGAUACAGUCAGAGCUGCUUCAGAAUUUGCAACACGAAAUCAGUUGCCCCCCCGCAUACAAGACCAAAUGUUGUCACACAUAUGCCUAAGAUUCAAAACAGAAGGAUUGAAGCAACAAGAGACCCUAAAUAGUUUGCCAAAAGCCAUUCGCUCAAGCAUUGCACAGCAUCUCUUCGUCCACAUCGUGCAGAAAGUCUAUCUCUUCCAAGGAGUUUCUCAUGACUUCCUCUUUCAGUUGGUUUCAGACAUUGAUGCUGAGUAUUUCCCACCCAAAGAAGAUGUCAUUCUGCAGAAUGAAGCCCCAACAGAUCUUUAUAUACUUGUUUCAGGAGCAGCUAACUUAAUCUCCCAUGCUGAUGGUGAUCGGGUUAUGGGAAAGAUAGCAGCGGGGGACAUGUUUGGAGAGGUUGGAGUUCUAGGUUAUAGGCCACAGCCAUACACAGUACGGACCACUGAGCUUUGUCAAAUACUACGUCUGAAUGGAACUUCACUGAUGAACACCAUACAAGUAAAUAUGGAAGAUGGACGUGUUAUAAUGAAUAAUCUUUACAGGAAAUUGAAUGGGCUAGAGAGCAGCAGCUUUGAGGAGCCCAACAUAGGUCCGGGGUUAGUCCCAAAUAAAAGGCUGGGGGGAGGAGAAAUGGGAGGAAGUUGUUUGGAUGCUGGAUUUGAAGAUCAACCACAGAGAUAUGCAUCAAAGAAAGAAGCAAUAGACAUAGAUUUCUUGGAAUCAGAGGCUAUAGAGAAGAGUCACACAGGUAGAUAUCCAAAUAAAGGAACAACAACAGCAGAGGAUGACCAAACAGCUCUCCAUGAGGCUGUUCGCAAGGGGCAUAUUGAAAUGGUUAAGAUUUUGCUCGAAGGAGGAGCAAGUGUACAUAAACCGGAUGCAAAAGGAAGGACGCCAAAAGCAUUGGCAGAACAGCAGGGAAACAAGAACAUACAUGACCUCUUACUGAGUUAUGAAAAGAAAAGAAAGUUAGAUGAACAUAGGAUAGAGAUUAUUGGGCCAGAAAUAACAGAUGACCCCAAGAAUAGUCAAAACAAACAUAGAAGUGGGGCCCAAAAUUUCUUCAAUUCACCUAGUUAUAAAGAGGUAAUAAUACCAAACAAGAAAAGAAUUACUAUUCACAUGCAGUUCCAGACCAGCAGUACAUCAAGUAGACAAUUCGGAAAGUUGAUACUCCUACCUGAUUCAAUACACGAGCUGCUCAGAAUGGCUGGGGAAAAGUUUGGAGGCUACACAUUUACAAAAGUCGUUAAUGCUGAGAAUGCAGAAAUAGAUGAUGUACAUGUCAUUCGAGAUGGUGAUAAUCUGUUUCUCCUUCAAGAUGAAGGUGACAAUGUAGAUUUCAAUGUGACCUGAUGAUAAUAAAAAGGCAGUCAAGAAUAGAUGCAGACAGUUUGUAACCUUUAGGCAAUGCCAAUGAUGAUGAAAUAAUAACAAAAAUAUAAUAGAAUCAGUUGAUUUGG